This is a messenger RNA of Penaeus indicus, 1071 nucleotides long. Its product is annotated as SR-related and CTD-associated factor 4-like. The transcript is spliced from 2 exons. Bases 120 to 854 code for a protein of 244 amino acids. The record is from RefSeq and is a predicted model, not a curated record. NCBI's taxonomy places the organism in Eukaryota, Metazoa, Arthropoda, Malacostraca, Decapoda, Penaeidae.
CAGGCAGGGACAGGCGCGUCCUUCAGUUCCUUUGAGGAAGUCCUGCCGUUGUGACGCUGUUCGCCACCUCUCCGCCUUUGCUUGUGUUACUUGUGCUUUCCCUCCUCCCUCCCGGCGCCAUGAAGUGCGAGGCCCAGGGUGACCAGGAUGCUCUCACAGACAUCGUGCUCUAUGCCCUGAUGGGCGUGAGCGCGGGCGCGGCCAGGGGAAUGCCGGACGCCAGCGGGAUGCAGACGACGUUGCUCUCCAUCCUGCGGGACCUCCUGAUGGAGAGCGGCACGCCCCCGCCCCCCUCGCUGGACCGCCUCCUGGCCAGGACGCGCAGGAACCAGCAGCGAAGGGCGCGGCGCCGCCAGCGGGACGCCCUCCGCCAGCAACAGGCAGGCGGAGCGACAGGAGGCGCCGGCGGAGCCCAGCCGUACCCUGGGGACGCCCGCAGGAUGAGAGCACCCGGACACGCCCCCGCCGGCGGCCCGACGCCCCUCCACCCGCAGCAGCCCCCGAUGCCAGGCCCUCCUAUGCCAGGCCUCCCGAUGCAAGGCCUUCCUAUGCCAGGCCUUCCUAUGCCAGGACUACCAAUGCCGUCGUUCGGGGCGGGGCCCUCAAACCAGCUGCCCCCCGGCGGCCUACCGCACCCUCUGCAGAACCAGUUGCGCAACAGCAACGUGGAGGGCAACCAGCUGGCGCAGAUGCUCGCCCAGAGGAACCUCGCGCCGAUGCCGCCGCAGCAGGGCGCGGCGCCAGUUCCCGGCUCAUCCCAAGGUCGUCGGCGCCCUCGACAAUCCCGCCCCCCACGAGAUCCCUGGUGCCCUACCGACCCUCACUACAGACAGGAGGGUGACAACGAAGAGUGACGACCUUGGCAACGCUGAGGCAAACCUUUUGGCAACACUGGUGCUUGCUUGUGACGACCUCAGAAGUGGCAACGCUGCUUGCGGAUCCGUGGCGUUGGCAGAGCUGUUCGAUUUUUGAUUUUUAAAGAAAUAGUCGUGAUGUUUUUGUGUUGAAUGUGUUUAUAUGUUUAUUGUUAUGUAUUAUAUGUAAAUAUAUAUAAAUAAUUAUUUUCUUUGA